This is a messenger RNA of Suillus clintonianus, 1236 nucleotides long. RefSeq lists its product as uncharacterized. The record is from RefSeq and is a predicted model, not a curated record. The transcript has 4 exons. The coding region runs from base 325 to 1074 and encodes 249 amino acids. NCBI's taxonomy places the organism in Eukaryota, Fungi, Basidiomycota, Agaricomycetes, Boletales, Suillaceae.
CUGUAUUUAGUGGUGUAGCUAUAGUAGUCGGUACAACUCAUGUUCCCACGAUACCUUGUCUGCUGGCUCCGGCUUCUGAAGAAGCCGGAGUCAGAAACACGUCCAUUAUCUUCAUAGCCAUGUGCCUUCCCUGCCCAUUGCCCGGAACCUGGCUCUCCUAUGUUUCUUCUGUUCCCUCCUCAGAGACACCUGACGCCUGUCUGGUUGAUUCUUAAAUCAGAGUCGCUUUCUGCAUUAUCUACCUCGCUUCCGUAGGUGUUAGGGGCUUCGGCGCUCCGUUUACAGUGUCCAACUUUUUGGUGGACUUUAAGUGGGACUGAAGGGAUGUUCGCUCGACUGUCACGCCAGUCUGCCAGGUGGCUAGAUGUGCGCGUCGGACACACAUUGUCUAGCAAUGACAAUGCCAUGUCGGUCGAUGUAAACGUGCUCACCUGUCUCGACUUGUCGUGGCGCGGGCUGUGUGCCCAAACUAUUGAGCCUGUGUAUCAUGGCUUGAAAAAUGUCAUGGAGGAAGACUUGGACACAGUUGCUAGGCUGUUGUCAGAAUUAGAUCCCCUUGGUGAAGAACUUCAACAGACUAAUGAAAAUUUAGAAGCACCAUCUCAUUCGCAGCUCUCGUUACCGGCGAUCGCGAGAGUUCAUGCGGCAGAGGACUGCGCAUUGCCGUGUCCUGACGUUUCACUGCCAGAACGACCGAGAAGAAAGCGUCGGCGAUCUUCUUCUUUAGUCGAACCGCUUGUCAUCAAACCCACGCACCCAUCUGCUCCGACAAUUAUCGUUUCACCGUGUCCAUUCCAGCCACGUGAAACCUCGUCUUGGGUACCGUAUCAAGAUGCAUCAUUUGGCACGCGCCUCACGGUGCCUACAUACGCCCCGUCAAACGGCGCGUUUCCGCCCCUUGUAGUGGGCCCACUCAAUCUCAACGACCACGUCGAUGAUUGGAAGUAUGUCAACGGCCAUUGGUGUGCUGUUCUUCCCACACAGGAUGAACAGUGUAGAAGGGGGCUAUAUUCCAAGAGUGUAGUUUCUAGGCGGCGUUCGAGGCUACAGCCUCCUUGUCGGACGGACGUUUGAGUUUUUGCUGCGCCCAUGUGUCCAUCUACCACUAACUUCAUUGUCGUCCGCUCGUUGCAUUCGCCGUAUUGGGCAGUUCAUUUCAUAAAACAUAUGGCAUUCUCAUGUAUUGUAUCUAUCAUGUUAUCUAAAUGUUCAAUACCACUGUAGAGAUCAACUUAA